AUGCGUAACAACCUCCGCAGCUCCCUGACAGAGAUGUGUGUGCUAUACGACGUCCUCAGCGUAGUCAAGGAGAAGAAAUACAUGGCCCUGGACCCAGUGUCCCAGGACCCCUCAGGCGGAAAGACACCCCGGGUGUUCCAGCUCAUCUGUAAGAAGAUGGCCACAGCAGCUCAGCUGCUCCUGAAGGGGGCAGAGAAACGAACCAAGUCAGUGGCAGAGAACCAGGAGAACAGAAGACAGAGGGACUUCAACUCAGAGCAGCUCCGCUCGGAGUGGAAACUACACAAAGUAGGAGACAAGAUCCUGGGAGACCUCAGCUACAGGAGCGCAGGAUCCUUGUUUCCUCUUACCGGCACCUUUAAGGUGAUAAAGAACAUGGAUUUCGACCUUGACAAGCAACUCCUGGAGGAUUACUGUCCACUGAACGUCCAGAUCCCCAGCGAUCUGGAGGGAUCAGCUUACAUCAAAAAACAAGCCCCUGACAUAGGUGACCUGGGCACUGUGAGCCUGUUCAGGCAGCCUAAAGCUAAAGCAGGCACUCAGCCGUGGCAUGUGAAGCUGGAAGCUGCUCAGAACGUGCUGCUCUGUAAGGAGAUCUUAGCUCUGCUGUCCCGGGAGGCGGUUCAGAUCAAGUCCCACAUCGUUGUCAAGAACCAGAUCAUCUCCCAACAGUUUCCAGGUCUCCAGUUGUCCGUUUCUCAGUGUCACUCCACUGGAGAGAAGAAGAACCAGAGGGCGUCUCCAGAGAAACCCAAACCUGACGACCACCUCUACGUUUUAGAACACAACCUGCACCAGCUCAUGAGAGAUCGCCCCUUUGGACACAAGAGGCAGCGUAUGGCAGGGCCCAUGGCCUACGACAAGGCUGAGAUCUCCAACCUGCAGCAGAAUGAGGGCCUACUGGAGAAGAUCGUCAAACAGGCCAAACACAUCUUCUUACGCAGCAGGAUGGCGCGGACCAUCGACGACCUGGCCAGCCGUAUAGAAGACCCCCAGAUCCAGGCCCACUGGUCCAACAUCAACGACGUGUACGAGUCCAGUGUCAAAGUCCUCAUCACCUCCCAGGGUUACGAGCAGAUCUGCAAUCAAAUGUCUCAGCAGCAGGUCCAUGCGGUACAGCACCUGGCUAAAGUGAUGAGUUGGCAUGUUCUGAGCUUCAGUAACCAUUUGGGCCUUGGCUCUUUGGAGAGCAUUGAAAGCGCCUGGGCCAUCACCAUUGCCUCCUCCAACAGGGAAUACGCAAUCUCAGUGGUCCAGAGAGUGGCUGUAAGCUCCUGGUCCAGUUUCCCACGUAGCCAGAACAAGGAGCUGCCCAAGUCUGACGUCAUCCAGGACGGGAAGUGGAACCACCUGCGAGGGCCCUACAAAGAGGUCCACUGGAGCUAG
Molecule: messenger RNA, 1386 nt
Organism: Oncorhynchus masou masou (cherry salmon)
Lineage: Eukaryota; Metazoa; Chordata; Actinopteri; Salmoniformes; Salmonidae
Product: mediator of RNA polymerase II transcription subunit 17-like
Exons: 10
Coding region: 1-1386 (461 amino acids)
Biological process (GO): regulation of transcription by RNA polymerase II
Cellular component (GO): mediator complex; core mediator complex
Molecular function (GO): transcription coregulator activity
Source: RefSeq, a predicted model, not a curated record